AUGAUCGGGCACGGCCGCGAUCGCGUCCUCCACCUUGGUGAAAUUGCUGCUCCGCCGCCGCCGCCAGAGUUGGAGCCGGAAGAUGGGUGGACCAUGGUCAAUUUGCCCCAAAUCGACCUCCUCGCUGUGGCUCUCGUCUCGGAGCUCGUCGUUGAAGGUCGUGGCACUGGUGCUGGUGGGCUGAGAGGUAUCGAAGGCUGCGGAUCGAAGAUGAGAUGCAAAUUGAAGCUUGAAGUGCCGUUGCGAUUCGUGAAAUGCGUGCGUCGUAAUGUGCGGUUUGCCAUUUCAGGUGAUCGCCAGAUGUCAUUGAUCGACGGCUCAUUGAACCGUCGAAAUUCUAUCAGAGGCAAGGACGAAGGUAGCAGCGGCAGCGUCCUCGGAAGCGGACGGCGAGACCUAGCUGGGUUGACGCUAGACGACGUUCUAGGCACCGACAAGAAAGUGGGUCCAUCGCCCACGGUGGCUCAGAUUACCCGGACUCUCCUCGACGUAAUCCGCGACGACCCUGAGGGAGGCUCCUUCCCGGAUCUCCUCGGCCAGAAGGACAGGAAGAGCUGGAGAUCUUUCAAGGAAAGGCUACGACGCAAGCGCGAUAGCCAGGCUUGGACCUCAACCGUUCACACUCCUACAUCAGACUUACCGAUUACUAGUUCGAGGUCACAGAUGUCAAGGCAAAGUUUAACUCGGUUCAACUCUUCGAAGAUGGUGGCAAGCUCCGAUGAUGAGCCGGCUCGGGGGAUUCACCGUGAAUCCCCAACGACAGAGGAGAUGCUCGGCAGUGAUCAUGAAGUGGCUUGUGAUUAUUCGAGCCAGAGUUGCUCUCGGUCGAUGAUGAUGCGCCGGACCUCUAGUCGUUUCGGCUCGUUGGGCCCGGUGGUUCCGCCGGACUCGACUGAGCCAGAGGAUCUGGCAGGUAACGUGCAGGCUAAGGCUCUCCGGCCACAGAUCUCACGCCACAAUUCCACAAGGCUCGGGUCAUCAGCAGCGUCAAGGUCCGAAUCGGCUCGAUUCCUGUCUCGGUCUGAGAGCUCGAUGGUCCGGAGAGAGGACGCCAACGGCGAAGAUGGCGCAGCAAUAUAUGGGGACGAAUUGGGCCGCCGAUCGCGGCGAGUCCCAGCAGUGGCUCUGCAGGAGGAGAGGCAGCUGUCCGCGAGGGAGGCCGCGGCGGCCCAGGAGGCGGCAGAGGCGGCCGCCGCCGCCGUGGCGGACAGAGAUGAGGAAGGCAGCGAUGAGGAGGAGACGGAGGGCUCGGAAGCUGCGCAGGAGCCGAAGAGGAUGUCGCUGAUGGACUUGCUGGAGGAGACGGAUAGGCAGAUGGGGUUCGUGGGAUCGAAGUACGUGGUGGGCGAUGAGGAAGAGGAGGAGGAGGAGGAGGCGGCGGCGGAAGAGGAGGAGGGCGGAGAGGAAGGCGGUGGAGAGUACAGCUGCUGCGUGUGCAUGGUGAGGCACAAGGGGUCGGCGUUCAUACCCUGCGGCCACACGUUCUGCAGGAUGUGCUCCAGGGAGCUCAUGGUCGCUCGGGGAAACUGCCCGCUCUGCAACAAGUUCAUAUUGGAGAUUCUCGACAUCUUCUAA
Messenger RNA from Eucalyptus grandis, 1575 nucleotides. Its product is annotated as E3 ubiquitin-protein ligase rnf8-A. The record is from RefSeq and is a predicted model, not a curated record. The coding region runs from base 1 to 1575 and encodes 524 amino acids. Lineage: Eukaryota; Viridiplantae; Streptophyta; Magnoliopsida; Myrtales; Myrtaceae. The transcript is spliced from 3 exons.